This is a messenger RNA of Ambispora leptoticha, 1701 nucleotides long. NCBI's taxonomy places the organism in Eukaryota, Fungi, Glomeromycota, Glomeromycetes, Archaeosporales, Ambisporaceae. The record is from the annotation of a GenBank genome assembly.
AUGGCUACUACAGUAUGCAACAAACUUUACAUUAAGAAUAAUCAAGAACAAACCAUUGUUGGCAUCCUAAAUAUAUGCAACAAAGACACUCUUAAAAGAACUAAUGGUUCAAAGCUUGGUUUAAUUCUACAUGGAACACUCGGCCACAAAAAUUAUUUGUUUCAAAAAAAGUUGGCAUCUUCAUUGCCAUUUGACACUUUUCGUUUUGAUUUUCGGGGAAAUGGUGAAAGUGAGGGAGAACGGAAAUAUGGGUGUCUUAAGAAUGAUUUAGAUGAUAUUGAAACCGUAUUUGAUUUCUUGCAAAAAGAAUACGGGUAUAGUCUCUAUGCACUUAUCGGUCAUUCUAGGGGGGCCAUGGCAGCUUUGUUAUUCGUAGCAACACGAAAUCAUAAUGUACCUUAUGUAGUAAACAUAUCUGCGCGAUAUUCCAUGGAAGCGACACGAAAAAAACACGGAAGUGAUGCAAUGCAAGCUUUGGAGACUCAAGGUCAUUUCUAUUGGAAAACUAGGUCACGAGGACAAGAAAUAACAUGGAAAAUUACAAAGGAAGAGUUUUCAGAUUGGCUGACGACUCCCAUGCAUCUAGGUAUUUAUCUAGUUAAAAAUAUCCCGGAAUCAACGUCCGUCUUAACCAUCCAUGGUACAGAUGAUGAAAUAAUUUACGUGACAGAUGCAACCAUCUUCGCCAACUUGAUACCAAACCACACUCUGAAAUUGAUCGAUGGUGCAAAUCAUCAAUACUCCAAUCAUACCGACGAACUUAUCAAUCUGAUUUUAGAAUACUAUUCUCCAGAAUUUCAAUCAGCGCGUUUUCUAAAAAGAAAUCGGGUAAUUAAAAAUGUUCCUCGAAUGAUUAAAAUUGGUGGUGUGAAGAAUUUUCGUGAUCUGGGUGGAUGGAAGUGCACCAUUAAUAAUGACGACAAUCUAGUUUAUUACGUUCGUCCUCGUUUCGUCUUUCGCUCUGCAGAACUUUCUAUGAUUUCGGAGGAUGGCAUUGCGGCAUUAAAAGUACUAAAUAUUCAGAAAAUAUUUGAUUUGCGAUCGAACCCAAACCUUUUUAAAGCAGUUCCAGCGUAUGUUCUAAAUUUUAUUGAAGAUAUUGAUUGUUAUGGAUUGAAACUUACAUCUUCACUUAGAAAUCUAGCCAAUGCUCAACGCAUUCAUACGCCGGUUUUUCCUGAGUCAUCUAUUUCACGUGAAAAGAAACUAGAAAGCUUUGCACCUUUCACCGCUGGACCCGUAGGUUUUGCGCAAGUAUACAUCUCAAUUUUAGAAUCCGGCAAAAAAGCAUUCCGCACAAUAUUUGAACAUAUACUUUAUCAUCCGAAUUCACCGUUCCUCGUUCAUUGUCGAGCAGGAAGAGAUCGUACUGGUGUCUUUGCCAUGUUACUUUUAAAAUUGGCGAGGGUUGAUGAUGAGACAAUAGCACGAGAAUAUGAGAUAACAACACAGACGCAAGGUUAUGAUGAAAACGAAUUACAAAUCAUCUCUGAUAAAUUCAAUACAGCAUUUACAAUAGAAGAAUGCGGACACGCGCUUACUGCACAAUAUGAAUCAAUGAUCUUAACUUUAAAGAAAUUUUACGAAAAAUAUGGAAAUACUGAAUCAUAUUUUAUUAAUGAAUUGGGUUUCACAAAGGAAGAAAUUCAUCAAAUUGAAAAUAAUCUGGUGGAACCUUUUUUAUCGCAGCCAGAUGAAUAA